GCCACGCGGGCCUGCGACGCCUCCGACCCGCGGCGGGCACACCCCGCUGCCCUCCUGACGGCGACAGGAGGCACGGCGGGGCCCCUCUGCUGGCGCUCCGACUCGCUGGUGCGGGUGCCUCUCAACGUGACCCUCACGGUGCCCUUGGGCAAGGCUUUCGAGCUGGUCUUCGUGAGUCUCCGCUUCUGUUCGCGGCCCCCAGCCUCGGUGGCCCUGCUCAAGUCACAGGAUCAUGGCCGCAGCUGGGCCCCACUUGGCUUCUUCUCCUCACUCUGCGGCCUAGACUACGGUCGCCUGCCCAUCCCUGCCACUGGCCCGGCAGGACCCGGGCCUGAGGCCUUGUGCUUCCCAGAACCCCAGGCCCAGCAGGAUGGUGGCGGCCUCCUGGCCUUCAGUGUCCAGGAUGGCAGCCCGCCAGGCCUGGAUCUGGACAGCAGCCCAGUGCUCCAGGACUGGGUGACCGCCACAGACAUCCGCGUGGUACUCACCAGGCCUGCCAUGCUGGAGGACACCAGGGACUCCGAGGCUGUGGUCCCUUAUGCCUACUCAGCCACUGAGCUCCAGGUGGGCGGGCGCUGCAAAUGUAAUGGGCACGCCUCGAGGUGCCUGCUGGACGCCCAGAGCCGCCUGGUCUGUGACUGCCGGCACGGCACUGAGGGCCCCGACUGCGGCCGCUGCAAACCCUUCUACUGCGACAGGCCGUGGCAGCGGGCCACCGCCAGGGAAGCCCACGCCUGCCUUGCCUGCUCCUGCAAUGGUCACACCCACCGCUGCCGCUUCAACAUGGAGUUGUACCGCCUGUCUGGUCGUCGAAGUGGGGGCGUCUGCCUGAACUGCCGGCACAACACCGCAGGCCGGCACUGCCACUACUGCAGGGAGGGCUUCUACAGAGACUCGGGCCGUGCCCUGAGUGACCGCCGCGUGUGCAGGGCCUGUGACUGUCACCCGGUUGGGGCUGCCGGCAAAACCUGCAACCAGACCACAGGCCAGUGUCCCUGCAAGGACGGUGUCACGGGCCUCACCUGCAACCGCUGUGCCCCGGGCUUCCAGCAGAGCCGUUCUCCUGUGGCGCCCUGCGUCAAGACACCUGCCACCGGGCCCACUGAAGAGAGCAGCCCUGUAGAGCCCCAGGACUGCGAUGCCCACUGCAAACCCACCCCGGGCAGCUACCGCAUCAGCCUGAAGAAGUUUUGCCGGAAGGAUUAUGCCGUGCAGGUGGCUGUGGGCGCGCGCGGUGAGGCGCACGGCGCGUGGACGCGCUUCCCGGUGGCUGUGCUCGCUGUGUUCCGGAGCGGCGAGGAGCGCGCGCGGCGCGGGAGCAGCGCGCUGGAGCGCCCUGACCUCCGCAAGAAGCACUGUGGCUACCAUAGACGCCUGUGGACCCCCGUGGGGUUCGGUGACCUGGCCCACCACUUCCCGAACAGUAAUCCCCCCACCCUCUGCCAGGUCCCGCAGAGCGCGCUAUGCCUCCUCCCCAGCGCGGAUCGCCGCCUGUGUCCACUGCGCGCGGUAUCUGGUGCCACGUCCGUCCUGGCCUGGCCCGCCCAGCCUGUCACCUGUCUGCCUGUCACCGUCUCUGCCGUUGGGGACCGAACGUCGCGCCCACGCGGACGCCCAGUCACAGGUGCAUGCGUGACCGGCCGGAGGGCGACUCCAGCGGACAGCUGUCGUCGCGUCCCGACUGCUGACGCCCCAGCCCUUGCCCUCAGCGGGACCGCGCAGGCCACUGCCCCACGUAACUCGCGCCGCGGGAGACAGCGCGCGAGCCCCCACGCCUCCGCUGGGGAUGCGGUGCUCCGCCGGCGCAUGCUCCCCGGCGGUCUCCGCUAG
This is a messenger RNA of Trichechus manatus latirostris (Florida manatee), 1830 nucleotides long. It is a transcript of the gene NTN3, whose product is annotated as netrin 3. Lineage: Eukaryota; Metazoa; Chordata; Mammalia; Sirenia; Trichechidae. Gene Ontology annotation, cellular component: basement membrane. The transcript is spliced from 8 exons. The annotation marks the transcript as partial. Gene Ontology annotation, biological process: tissue development; substrate adhesion-dependent cell spreading; animal organ morphogenesis. Gene Ontology annotation, molecular function: protein binding. The record is from RefSeq and is a predicted model, not a curated record.